Triticum aestivum (bread wheat) is the source of this 2864-nucleotide messenger RNA. Its product is annotated as pto-interacting protein 1. NCBI's taxonomy places the organism in Eukaryota, Viridiplantae, Streptophyta, Magnoliopsida, Poales, Poaceae. Bases 572 to 2578 code for a protein of 668 amino acids. Gene Ontology annotation, molecular function: protein kinase activity; ATP binding. Gene Ontology annotation, biological process: protein phosphorylation. The record is from RefSeq and is a predicted model, not a curated record. The transcript has 9 exons.
ACAUGGUCGAGUCCACCCCGCAGUCGUCGUCGUCGUCGUCUCUAGCGGUCAAAGCUUAACCCCCGCGUGCGCAUCUUUCUCCAUGGCCCACCACGCCCACGGCCGGAGCGCGCCGCCAUGCCUCACCGCCGGCGAGUCGAACCCGCGCCGCGCGCGCGCCCUAUACUCGCUGGUGGCGGCUCGAUCGGUGCGCCGCCGCUUCCCGUCUUCGCCACAUCGCGGGAGGAUGCUUUUGUCCUUGGAAUGCUCUCCGGCAGGUAGCUCGUCGCCGGCGCAUGGCCAAUAAGUGAGGAGGGGGAGGUGCCCCGGCAUGUAGUAGAUGUAGAUAAUCAAACUCCGGUGAAUUGAAAACUCUGCUGGGCCGGCAGCUGCUGACUAGGUCGCCACACCCUACCUAUCGUGCUGACUCCUUCCCUGUUUUGACUUCCUGGCCGCGUCCCCUCACCCCGCACUGCAAACAAACGCGCAAAGGGAGGAAGAACAUCUCACCCUCAGAUAAGCAAGGCCAACUCAGAGAAUUAACAGGCAAGCCACACCUCUCCUCCUUUUACAAAUUUGAUCUUGGUUUCAAAUGGAUAAUGAAGGGAGCAAUGUUAAAAAUUUCCUUCAUGCUAAUGGACAUGUGGUGCUUGAAAGAGUGGAUAACAACUAUAAUCUAAGAUCUUUCACUCAAAAAGAGAUAGAAGACAUCACCGGUGGGUAUGGCAUCGUGCUGGGAGAAGGGGGGUUUGGUAAGGUUUACAAAGGAAAACUCGAUAAUCAUCGUCCAGUCGCAGUAAAGAUAUACAAAAAUGGAACCAAGAAAGAAGAGUUUGCCAAAGAGGUGAUAGUGCAUUCCCAGAUAAAUCACAAGAAUGUUGUCAGACUGUUUGGUUGCUGCACAGAUGUAAAUGCUCUUACGAUCGUUAUGGAGUUUGUAUGCAAUGGCAACCUCUACAACAUCCUCCACUGCUGCAGCAGCAAUGCUAAUGGUUCUAUCCCCUUCCCAUUGGACAAACGUCUGGACAUCGCCAUUGAGUCAGCUGAAGCAUUAUCAUGCAUGCAUUCAAUGUAUAGUCCUGUUCUUCAUGGUGACAUCAAACCUGCUAAUAUAUUGCUAGAUGAAAAUCUUCGGCCAAAGAUAUCGGAUUUUGGGAUAGCAAGAUUGCUUGCUGCUGAUGAGACACAACAUACCAGACAUGUCAUUGGUUGCAUAGGUUACAUGGACCCUUUGUUUUGUCAGAGUGGAAUACUAACCCCCAAAAAUGAUGUAUACAGUUUUGGAGUCGUUCUGCUGGAAAUCAUCACCCGAAAGAAAGCUGUGGAUGGGAACAUCAUCCUUGCUCAAACUUUUGCUGAAGCCCCGAGAAAAGGGAAAAAGAUGAGACAAAUGUUUGAUGUGGAAAUUGCGAAUGAUAAAAAGAACAUGAAAUUUCUUGAAGAUGUUGCAAAACUAGCAGCCGAGUGCUUAAAAAUGGAGGGCAAAAUGCGUCCUGAAAUGGUUGAAGUAGCAGAUAGACUUAGAACAAUUAGAAAAGCUUACCACCAGCGCAAGGGUAGAAGUUCUGCAGGUAGCAACUCUGGUCUUACUAUAAGUGGAAAGACAGAGGAUGUGCCUUCCCCUAUCCCUCUUACCACUGCUACUGUCAAAAACACGGACGGAAUUCUACCAUCAGCGGUACCGACCAUUUCCAUGGAUGACCUGAAGGAAAUAACCAGGAACUUUAGCAAUGAUGCUCUAAUAGGAGAGGGCUCAAACAAUAAAGUUUUUUUCGGAGUGCUGAAAGAUGGACAUAAAUCUGCGAUCAAGAAGCAUAGGCCUACUACAAAAAAUAUUUUGGAGGUUCCGAUGGUCUCAAGAUUCAAACAUGAAAAUGUUAUCCAGCUUCUCGGAUACUGUGUUGAAGGAGGCAACCACAUUCUUGCUUAUGAGUAUGCAUCCAGGGGAUCCUUGUACGAUAUUCUUCAUGGUAAAAAGAAUGUCUGGGGAGCUGAACCAGGACCGAUUCUAUCCUGGGCGCAGCGUGUGAAGAUUUCCAUGGGUGCUGCAACUGGGCUAGAAUUCCUCCACGAGAAGGCACAGCCUUCCGUUGUCCACGAUGGCAUCAAAUCCAGCAAUAUAUUUCUCUUUGACAGUGACGUUGCAAAAAUUGGUUGGCCUAGUGUUUCCAGACAGCCCCCUAUAGACAAUAUCCUUUUGGAUCGUAUUAACUUUCCUCCCGGUUACGGUUAUGAUGCGCCUGAGUAUGUAAUGAACGAACAACUUUCUACAAUGAGUGAUGUCUACAGCUUCGGGGUCGUGCUGCUGGAACUUUUAACCGGUCGAAAGGCAGUUGAUUCUACACUACCCAGUGGCAAAUCCCUCGUGACAUGGGCUACACCAAGACUUUCUGAAUGCAAGGUGCAAGAAUGCGUGGAUAAGAGGCUAGGAGGAGAUUACCCUCCUAAGGCUGUCGCAAAGAUGGCUGCAAUCGCGGCGCUUUGUGUACAGUACGAGGCGGACUUCCGGCCACGAAUGAGCGUCGUCGUCCAGCUUCUGAGGACUAUUUCCGCCGAUAAUGAAGCACAUCUGGAGUCUGAGGCAUCGUCCAAGCAGUGAAUAGCAUGUGAAUUGUGAUGUGAUGUUGUGGCGGAAUAUAAUCAUGGGUUCAAAGAUCAUGCGCGAUAUCGCUACGGCCCAUGAUAUUUCAAUAAGUAGCUAAGCAUUCGCCCUUUGCGGUAUUGGAUUCUCAUUGUGCACAUAAAUUUAGACAUUGGGUUUGGAUUUUGGCAUUCGGGUAGCCAUGUUCCAAUUCCUAUUUCCUCCACGUAGCUCAAGGUACGUGCCCUCACGAGUCGUCUGGCUCCACGGUCUCGCGAGGCUCCGGAGGCUCGCGAGGGUCGAG